Molecule: messenger RNA, 1418 nt
Organism: Quercus lobata
Lineage: Eukaryota; Viridiplantae; Streptophyta; Magnoliopsida; Fagales; Fagaceae
Gene: LSH5
Product: LIGHT-DEPENDENT SHORT HYPOCOTYLS-like protein (DUF640)
Exons: 1
Coding region: 520-1209 (229 amino acids)
Biological process (GO): response to light stimulus; mRNA transcription
Cellular component (GO): nucleus
Source: RefSeq, a predicted model, not a curated record
UCUCUUUCUUUUUAGCAUUCUCUGGUAUCUCAUGUCUGACUCUCUCUCUCUCUCUCUCUCUCUUAAGUGAGGAGAGAGUCUCACUCAUAUUCAUUCAUCUAUACUUUUUACGUCCCAUCAAACAAGAGCUCUUCUCUCUCUCUCUCUCUCUCUCUCUCUCUGUAAGUAAGACCAUCUCCUUCUCAUGAACAAAGCAAAACCAAGACAAUCUCUUUCCCGUGAAAAAGAUCUAAGAAGCAGCCCCCCUCCAAAAUCUUUACACUACAAUCAAACACCGAAAAAAGAGUGAGAAACUUCAGAGAGACAGUGUUUGUAUUACACAGAGAGAGAGAGAGAGAGACAGACAGACAGACCCAUCAACAGAAACAGAAAUUGAGGUUUCUAUACUUCGUAGAGAAGAUAAGAUCGUGUUCUUAGCUCUUGAAAACAGCUAAGGAUGCUUUGAUUAACUCGAUCCUACACAUCGCCCAAAUACCCAACACCCAUAAAAGCCAAAAGAACCCAAAAUAACUCUUGUUUAUGGAUUCAACAUCUGGUGGUGCUGGUUCAUCCGACCCGAAUAGCGGAGAGGGUCCAUCGUCGGCAACAGCCCCAGCUGAUCAAAGCUCAUCACCAGCACCACCGAGUCGGUACGAGUCACAAAAGCGUCGAGACUGGAACACUUUCUUACAGUACCUAAGGAACCACAAGCCCCCUUUAACUCUAGCAAGGUGCAGUGGCGCCCACGUGAUCGAGUUCUUGAAGUACUUGGACCAGUUCGGAAAAACCAAGGUCCACAACACCGGGUGCCCAUAUUUCGGCCACCCGAACCCACCUGCCCCAUGUGCUUGCCCACUUAAACAAGCGUGGGGUAGCCUCGACGCGCUCAUCGGACGGCUCAGAGCCGCGUAUGAAGAGAACGGUGGACGGCCAGAAUCGAAUCCUUUUGGAGCUCGAGCUGUGAGGAUUUAUUUGAGGGAAGUCAGAGAAGGCCAAGCAAAAGCUAGAGGGAUUCCUUAUGAGAAGAAGAAACGAAAACGCCCAACUGCUGUAACGGCCACAACUGUCGUAGCGACUCAAGGAGGCGAUGCUGGUGGUAGUGGUAGUGGUAGUGGUGGUGCUGCUGGUGGUGGUGGUGGUGGUGAUGGUGAUGGAAGUGGCAGUGUUGCAGCUGGGAGUGCUAGUGUUGCUCAAACAACAACACCUACUACUACGAGUACCACCGUAUAGUUUUACUAAUUUCUUCUUCUUCUUAUUCUUCUCUACUUUUUUUUAACCUUAUUUUUUGUUCGAUUUUCAUUUCUGUUUAAGCUUUCGAUUGUGAUUAUUAUGAGCUAUAUAUAUAUCUUUAUAUAUAUCUGGCGAUUCUCUUAUAAAUCGGAUCGACCGCAUGAACAACACUCGAUUUCAGGUAGCUAGUAUAAAGACUUAUUCCUUUC